Molecule: messenger RNA, 2437 nt
Organism: Corythoichthys intestinalis (scribbled pipefish)
Lineage: Eukaryota; Metazoa; Chordata; Actinopteri; Syngnathiformes; Syngnathidae
Gene: angptl4
Product: angiopoietin-like 4
Exons: 7
Coding region: 62-1405 (447 amino acids)
Biological process (GO): triglyceride homeostasis
Molecular function (GO): enzyme inhibitor activity
Source: RefSeq, a predicted model, not a curated record
GACCGUCAACUGCUCGUUCAUUCAAACCUAAAGGGAGAAGAAGAAGAGACACCUGAAGACAAUGAAGACCACCCUAGCAACUCUGACCCUCUGCCUGGUGCUCAUCAUGGCAACGGGCUUCCCGUUGGAGAAGGAGAAAAGGGUGCAGUUCGCCGCCUGGGACGACGUCAACGUCAUCGCCCACGGCCUCCUGCAACUGGGCCAGGGGCUCAAAGAGCACGUGGACAAAACCAAAGUCCAGAUGAGGGACAUCUUCACUAAGAUCAAGUUUUACAACCGCACUGUGAACGAGUUGGGCAAAGAGAGCCAGAGGCUGAAGGCUGAAGGGGAGGCCCUGAAGGUUCGGGCGCGGGGACUGGAGGACAGAGAGGGGCAGCUCCUCAACGUCACGGCCGAGCUCAGGGAGAAGACGGAUGAGAUGCGGCAGGAGAGGACCUCUGUGAUGGACCGCCUGAGUCGGCUGGAGGAGAGACUGGAGAAUUCGCUGCAAGCCGAUGCCAAGAAUGCCACAGAAGCGCACGGCAUCCAGAUGAUGCUGGAGGCUCAAAACAGACGCAUUGACGAUCUUAUGGCACGUAUGAGACUCCAGCAAGAGAAGUUGGACAAGCAGAACGUGCGCAUUAGAACUCUGCAAAGUCAGAUUCAACAGUCAAAACAGCGAUCGUUCAGCAACGCCGAUGGCUUCACUGCUAGCGGUUCAGCCGAGCAACGCGACUCUCCAGUCGAAAUGGCCUCUGACUGCCACGAGCUGUUCCUGCGAGGCGAGACUACCAGCGGGGUCUACACCAUCCAGCCGGACAACAUUGAACCCUUCCAAGUUUUUUGCGAGAUGACAGCCGAUGGUGGUUGGACAGUAGUCCAAAAGCGACAAGACGGAUCUGUGGAUUUUGAUCAGCUGUGGUCUGCCUACAAGAAAGGCUUCGGCAACCUCAAUGGUGAAUUCUGGUUGGGACUGGAAAAGAUCCACGCCAUCGCCAAAAACGGCGGCUACAUCCUCAAAAUCAAGUUGUCCGACUGGGGGAAUGACCUGGCAUCCAUCCGCCUCCCUUUCCAACUGGGCGGAGAAGAGACCAAGUAUUUGCUUCAGAUCCAGGAAGUCGGCACAUUCAGCCCUCUGGAGAGCGCUCUCGGCACCGACGGCGUUGCCGGUCUGCCGUUUUCCACCAGUGACCAGGACAAUGACCACAAAAAGGAUACCAGCUGCGCCAAACAUCUUUCUGGCGGCUGGUGGUUCAGUAACUGCGGUCAGUCCAACCUCAACGGGCGAUUCUUCCAGAGCCCGCCGCCCAAACAGCGGCACCAGAGAAAGCAAGGAAUCUUCUGGAAGACCUGGAGGGGACGCUACUAUCCCCUCAAGUCCAGCACGAUGAUGAUCGCCCCUGCCAUGGCUGAAUACAAGUCAUAAAAGCUAAUGGUCACAGCAGGAAAAAAAUUGAGGCAAAAGAGGGGGAGAAAGAUGUAGAUUCUGGACUAUUCUUUCUUUUUGGUAGAACUUGGUUAAAGCGCUUCAAGUUGUCGCACUAGGAUCUCCGCCAAGGCCCUCAACUUAACAAGGGAAAGGUUGUUUUUUUUUGUGUUCUCUGAGAAGUGAGCACUCUCCUUUCCCAGUGAGUCGCAGAAGGGAGGAUGAGAAAAAAAAUUUGAAUGUCACCUCCUCAGAAAGCGAGUAGAGACGCGCCCGCUGACCAGAAUUUUCUGACAAGUCAAGACUCAUCAGCAGUCAUUGGGAUGCUGAUAUGCAACACCAGAAAAGGAGGUUAGACGUCUAAUCCAUUUAAACUGAGACGGCUGUUUGAUGAUGUUUAUGUUUUAGUGCCGUUGAUGGUGAUAGACGUCCAAUGCAUUUGAAUUGGGAGUCUGUCGCCAGCAAUGGCAGCCAUUAAGGUAAUAUACAGUACAUAGAUCCUAUGUCUUUAUUUAAAAACAAAAAAGACAACAAACAAGCUGAAAAUGGAGUAAAAUUCAACGCAAACUUUUUUUAUUUUCUAGUUUUUUCAUGUGGACCAAAAUGUGACUUUGCGAAACAAAGGAUGAGCAUCAUGAGGUUAAAGUUGGGGUGCGGGGGGGUUGUGACGAAAAGUUGAAAUCACUGUAUACUGAUGAGGCUUAAAAAGUGUUGGACGAAUGUCAGCGCCAUUCUGAUGAAAAGCAUUCGGGCUAUUUCAAUCACAUGAUGUAUAUUCUUCACUUUUUUUUUUAGGGGGGGAUUUGCACAAUUGAGUCAUAUUGACUUCUUUAACCAUGUUGUAGUACAGUGUAAAAAGGAAUAAUGUUGUUACUGUUACUCUUGUGCUGUGUUCUUAUUGUCAUUGCUCACUUUUCUUAUUUAAAUGCUGUUAAAAGAAAUGUCAUAUAUUUGUAAUUUAUAUUUUCUUUUGUGAUGUUUUUUAAUGACUUUUUGGCCUUCAGGUGCCAAUAAAAUGGGUUCAAACCAGUA